GCUAGCUCGCGCUCGACUGGGGCAUACAAACCAAUCGGCUAGGGAAUUACAGCUUCUGUCCGCACUAGGGCUGCAGCAACGUUGCUGGCCUGUGCGUCAUCUAGGCAUGCGCCGAAAUUUUCCCGAAGCAACGACGCGCCGCAUCAAACAUCUACUGAGGUAUCGAUCUAUUCGAACACUGCGUUGCAACGUUGAUUGCGGCCUGAGUUUGGUCGCAGCCUCCCGUUCCCCAAGGAGGCCAUGGCCGCGGUGAUGGCCGAGCUGUGCUCCUACCGAGAAGUGCCUGCUGCGCUGCUGGUGCGAGAGCACGGCGACAAGGUGUUUACGCCACACGUGCAGGGAUGUGUGCUCAUGGCCAAACCAGGGCGGCCGUACAUGGUGGCGGCAGACAUCGGCCGCGCUGCUGGCAUCGUAAGCACCAGCAAGAAGAAGGAGGAUGUUCUGUGGCCUCACGGGAUUCAAUGCGCUGACAACACAUUCGUAUGGCCUGCCAAGCUGACAUGGGUCAGCCUGCUGCGGGCGCUGCUGUAUGCGCUGAAGACGCAUUGCGUCCCAGUGGAGCAGGGGCAGUGGUCGCCAGCCGACCUGGCGCUGGUGCGGGCCGCGCUUGGGGUUUGGGCGGUGGGGUUCUCUGACAGCCUCCUUCGGGACUUGCUCUCGCUGGCGGUGAUCCUCGCAAACGUCUGCCUGGGCGACGACUGUGAUGACAGCUGCCACCUGUGCAGCUACAUGGCCGCCCAUGCGCGGUUCUGCCAGGCCCUCCGUGCCGUGCACCCGGUGGUGCACAGCAUGGAAGCGGCACUGGCUUACAUUGCGUCAACCGGCCAUGGGGUGGCAGGUGGCAGUGCCGGCAGCGGCGAUUUCGCUGCCAGGAUGAAGGCGGCAAAGAGGGACACUAGUGACCCCCUUGAGGUGCAGCGCGCCAGAGGCGCAACGGACGCCAGCGCGGCCACCAAGGAGAAGUUAGGCUACGAGCCGGGGCAGACCAAGUGGGCGGCGGCAGGGGAGGCCAGUGCCGCCGCCCGUGGACAGUCCAGCGUCCGGAAGUUCAUGCCGGACAUCCAUGCCUGGUUCAUGGAGAACUGGCGUGAUGAGAAGAAGCGGGGGAAGUGGGAGGCGGUGGUGGCUGCUCUUCCUCAGGUGAAGGACGCCAACGUGGACUCCCUCCGCACUGUCUAUGGCCGGUGGAAGCGGGAACAGGAGAAGGAGGAGAAGGAGGAGAAGAAGGAGCAGUAGGAGGAGGACUAGGGCUCUUGGUCCACCUCAUAGCCUAGGAUUAGGGGGAAAUUUGCAUGAAACUUCCGCCGACCGAGUAGUGCGCAUGCUUACUUCACAAACUCACCGUCAUUUGAUAGCCGAAGUUGAAGUGGUCAGGGUGGGGUGGGGGGCGGGGCGGAGGGCGGCGCAGGGGAGGGGGCAAGCAGGAACGUUGAAGGCAGGCAGGCAGGCAGGUGUCACAACACGACGAGAUUUGCUGCUUUCAAGAGGCCAUAUCUGGGCACAGAGAAGUACGGGGACGAGGGGCCUGCGGAGGUGCGGACCGUGUCUAGGACAAUGGACGAUGGACAAUGGACAAUGGACAUCCCCAUACAAGGG
Chlamydomonas reinhardtii is the source of this 1596-nucleotide messenger RNA. RefSeq lists its product as uncharacterized. Bases 241 to 1236 code for a protein of 331 amino acids. The record is from RefSeq and is a predicted model, not a curated record. Lineage: Eukaryota; Viridiplantae; Chlorophyta; Chlorophyceae; Chlamydomonadales; Chlamydomonadaceae. The transcript is spliced from 6 exons.